GGGUUCAUUUUAAAUUUCUGUAAGGCAAUGUGCACCUUACAUCUAUCUAUGUACCAGGAAUUGGCAUUCUUCUGGUCCCUGAAAUUAUGAUUCACAGUUCACUACAAAGACACUUUAACUCGGGGUGGGGUGCGGGUGGAUUAUCACUUCCUGAAUGAAAGCUCCCGGAGAGUAGGGGCUUUUUUCUGCACAGCGAGUGGCCGCUUCCUGCGCACCAGGAAAUCCCCUCCGCCUGCGGGACCCGCCCCGCCCUCCUGCCCACGCGCCUGCUGGGUGGUGCCUGCUCGGGUCCCGACUCCGCCCGCCUCCUCACUCACUAGGAUCUGAUACUCCGCGCCGCCUAGACACUUCUAUUCCCGUCACUACCACCGGCCUCCCCUCGCUCCUGGGCAACGGUGCCCUCAACUGCGGUAUGUGUCUAGCUUUGGGAGCGGCUACCACAGGCAGGCAUCGGGUUAUUCGCUCCCGCCCCCAGGAAACGGCUCACUGUCAUGGACGCUCUAUCAGAAGCAAAUGGCACCUUUGCAUUAAACCUUUUGAAAAAGCUAGGGGAAAACAACUCGAACAACGUAUUUUUUUCACCCAUGAGCAUGUCGUCAGCCUUGGCCAUGGUUUUCAUGGGAGCGAAGGGAAACACUGCAGCCCAGAUGUCUCAGGCACUCUCUUUUAGUAAAAUUGGAGGUGAAGAUGGAGAUAUUCACCAAAGUUUUCAGUCACUUCUUGCUGAAAUUAACAGAACUGGUACACAGUACUUGCUUAAAACUGCUAACAGGCUCUUCGGAGAAAAGUCUUAUGACUUCCACACAUGUUUUACAGAUUCCUGUGGCAAAUUCUACCAAGCAAAGCUAACGCAGCUUGAUUUCCUGAAUGAUACAGAAAAGUCCAGAAUACACAUAAAUAACUGGAUUGCUGAAAAAACGGAAGGUAAAAUUACAGAGAUGCUCUCUCCAGAUUCAGUUGAUUCAUUGACUAAGCUGAUUCUCGUGAAUGCCAUCUACUUCAAAGGAAACUGGGAAAGUCAGUUUGUGAAAGAGAUGACCAGGGAAAUGCCUUUUAAAAUUAGCAAGAACAAAGAAAAACCUGUGCAAAUGAUGUUUAAGGAAUCCAUCUUUAAAAUGACCUAUGUAAGGAAAAUAUCCAGCCAAAUUCUAGUGCUUCCCUAUGUUGGAAAGGAACUGAAUAUGAUCAUUUUGCUUCCCAAUGAAAACACUGAUUUGAAAAUGGUGGAGAAAGAACUUUCUUAUGAGAGAUUCAUAGAAUGGACAAACCCAGACAAGAUGCAUGAACGAGAGAUGGAAGUUUUCCUUCCUAGAUUUAAACUAGAGGAAACUUACAACAUGGAAGACGUCCUUCGCAGUAUGGGCAUGGCCGAUGCCUUUGAACAGGACAGGGCAGACUUCACAGGAAUGUCGUCUAAGAAGGAUCUGUACUUGUCUAAGGUCAUGCACAAGUCCUUUGUGGAGGUCAAUGAGGAAGGUACAGAAGCAGCAGCAGCUACCACCGAAGAAAUAGUUUUUUGUUGUGCCAGUUACUCCCUCAGGUUCUGUGCAGACCAUCCCUUCCUUUUCUUCAUCCAGCACAGCAAAACCAAUGGUAUUCUCUUCUGUGGCCGGUUUUCAUCUCCAUAAGGACAUAGGUAGUCAUUGGAUGUAGUCCUUCUCUUUUCUCUUAGUGACCUACAUUUCCUCCACUCUUUACAGUGUGCCUGUGACCCAAAGUGACUUUAUUAUUGCAGCAGUCAAAAAUGAGAUGUUAGGAAUCUAAUUUGGAAAUUCCUUGUUGAGAACCCUUGUGUGUGUGUUUGCAUGUUAAAUGUUUUCUAGGGUCUGAACUUGAUUGUCUCCAAGGAUUUUGUGGUCACUUUGCAGGUGGUAUCAAUGACCACUUAGUCAAACCCCUCUGCUUGAAAUGAGGUGUUACCCUCUCCCCACUGCCCACACCAACAUAUUCCAACUGUCAGAGUUAUCUGCUGUCUCUUCACUUUGUAUAUGGUGCCACCCUCACAGUCUGCUAUGCUUCUGUUUUCCCAAACACAAGAAGAUACAUGUUAUUUUCUGUCUUCUCUGUUCAAUAGUAUUGACAAAUGGGCCCAUUUUUAAUGGAACAAUAGAAAGUGAAAUGGAGACUGGGGAGGAAGUAUGGUGAGCAGGACUCAGCAAUUCUCAGAAGUGGCCCAGCAUGGUGGCUCACACCUGUAACCAGCACUUUGGGAGGCCAAGAUGGGCAGAUCAUCUGAGGCUAAGAGUUUGAGACCAGCCCAGCCAACAUGGUGAAACCCUGUCAGUAC
This is a messenger RNA of Rhinopithecus roxellana (golden snub-nosed monkey), 2287 nucleotides long. Its product is annotated as serpin B6-like. The record is from RefSeq and is a predicted model, not a curated record. Gene Ontology annotation, molecular function: serine-type endopeptidase inhibitor activity. The coding region runs from base 492 to 1628 and encodes 378 amino acids. Gene Ontology annotation, cellular component: cytoplasm. NCBI's taxonomy places the organism in Eukaryota, Metazoa, Chordata, Mammalia, Primates, Cercopithecidae. The transcript is spliced from 7 exons. Gene Ontology annotation, biological process: negative regulation of endopeptidase activity.